CGGCGGAGCAGAUUCUUCUCGUCCGAUGGACGACAGCUGUGUACAGUGGUCCGAUCUCCCUCCUGAACUUUGGACGGUCAUCGGAAAAUACCUUGAUAGCUAUAUUGAUGUCCUCAGAUGUCGCUGCAUCUGCCGAUCACUGCGUGCUUCGUUUCCUCCGUUCAACGACGUUUCUCCUGCUCUACCUCUCCACGUCCCUUCUCCUUGUAAUGACGACGCCGAGUAUCCAAUCAGAUACAGUAUACUCACUCGAAAGAUAAUCUAUCGCCUCAGUCCCCUCGCUUUCCAUCAAACUAACGCGAUUUCUUCAUCUGCGGCGGCGAAGGGAUGGUUUGCCGUGGUAGAGACUACACAGAAAGGUAAACAGAAACAUAUGGUGGAGUGUGGCGGCGAGGUUUACGUGGUGGAUCGAUUCGAUGAUGUGAGUGACACUGAGACUGGUUCCAGUGAGAGCGAGAGUGGGAGUGAGAGUGAGGAAGAAGAAGAAGAGGAUGAAGAGGACGAGGAAGAUGAAGAAGCAGAGGAAGAAGAAGAGGAAGAGGUUGAAAUCGAAGUGUAUAAAGUGGACUUGGAUGAUGACUACCUAAGAAGAAGAUUGGAGGAGGUGGAGAAUUUAGGGAAUGAAGCGUUGUUCUUUGAGGAAGAGGGAGAGCAGUUUCUCUGUUCCGGCAACAGAUUUGGAAGGAAUUCAAGGGAAUUGGAAAAUUAGCAAAA
This is a messenger RNA of Cucurbita maxima (winter squash), 714 nucleotides long. RefSeq names its product histone H3.v1-like. NCBI's taxonomy places the organism in Eukaryota, Viridiplantae, Streptophyta, Magnoliopsida, Cucurbitales, Cucurbitaceae. The coding region runs from base 26 to 709 and encodes 227 amino acids. The transcript is spliced from 2 exons. Gene Ontology annotation, molecular function: protein binding. The record is from RefSeq and is a predicted model, not a curated record.